This is a messenger RNA of Bombina bombina (fire-bellied toad), 2222 nucleotides long. RefSeq names its product rho GDP-dissociation inhibitor 2. Gene Ontology annotation, cellular component: cytoplasm; cytosol; membrane. The record is from RefSeq and is a predicted model, not a curated record. Gene Ontology annotation, biological process: Rho protein signal transduction. The transcript is spliced from 6 exons. NCBI's taxonomy places the organism in Eukaryota, Metazoa, Chordata, Amphibia, Anura, Bombinatoridae. Gene Ontology annotation, molecular function: protein binding; Rho GDP-dissociation inhibitor activity. Bases 146 to 844 code for a protein of 232 amino acids.
UGUUUGAUGGCUAUUUGAUAAGAGAAAUACAUUGUCUGCUGGUAUAUCCCCUUUCUUCAUAAAAGAAAGAUACUUCCAAUUCAUUCUUUAGUUACUGAUUUCCUUGACUGUAAUAUUUUGGCUUUUUUCCUAUUGCACUUGGAUUAUGUUUGGAAGCAAGAUAGCAAUGCUUGGAUUCAAUGCUUGUGAUUUUGGUGGCCAGAUUUUGGAACUUAUGUGGCUUUCAGUAUGUUACAGAGACAUCAUGGCUGAGAAGGACGGUAUUAAACCUAUUGAAGAUGAAGUAGAAGAUGAAGUUGACUUGAACUACAAAGCUCCAGAAAAGAAAAGUCUGCAGGAGAUCCAGGAACUCGACAAGGAGGAUGAGAGCUUGAACAAGUACAAAAAGACACUGCUCGGCGAGCUGCCUGCUGCAAUCGAUCCUAAUGCUCCCAACGUUCAAGUGACAAGACUGACCCUAGUCUGUGAUGACGCACCUGGACCAAUCACUAUGGAUCUUACAGGUGACUUAUUAUACUUGAAGAAUGAGCCUUUUGUCUUGAAGGAAGGAGCUUGCUACAAGGUUAAAAUUUCUUUUAAGGUGAAUAAAGAAAUUGUUUCCGGCUUAAAAUAUGUGCAUCAUACCUACAGAAAAGGAUUAAAAGUUGACAAAGACACGCACAUGGUUGGUAGCUAUGGACCUCGCGCAGAGGAGUAUGAGUUUCUAACACCAGUGGAAGAAGCUCCGAAAGGAAUGCUGGUCAGAGGCACAUACCACAUCAAAUCCUGUUUUACAGACGAUGACAAAACCAAUCAUUUGUGUUGGGAGUGGAACCUCACAAUCAAAAAAGAAUGGAAAGACUAAAAAAAAAAUCACUCAGCAGGAAUUGCAGUUUUUAAAGGGGCAAACGAAAGUCUAGUAAUAAAUAAAUCUUAUUUGUUAGAGCCUUUUAUGAUCAGACUUAUUCUUUCUUGUUGCUAAGUAUGUUUACGUUUAACCCAUACAAUGAAGUUAAAGGGAUAUUGUAGUUUUGUCAUUUUUCAUGUAAUUUUGUACUACUCAAAUUGGGGUUAAACACAUAAAGUCCCACUCGAGAGCUGCAAGCGCAGCAGCUCUUAAGCUGAUUACUGUCGGUGUCUGGCAACUGUGGCUGCCGAUUGGCUCACCAGCUGUUUCUUACUUGGGACCAGCAGUUCUCUGUGGCUCCUGAGUGGGCCUUUAUGUUUUAACCUCUUUGCGAGGGUAUAAACACUCAGUUCUGGGUUAAGUAGUACACAAAUUACCUGCUCUACCAAAUAAGAACAUAAUAAUAAGUCAUUUUUCCACUGUCCAAUGUCAUAUACCCAGUGUGCUCCCAUGUUGUUUCUGAGCAGGACAUGACCAAUGAUUGCAGCUACUUGGGUAUGCCACUCCUGAUUGGCUCACCAGCCAUGUUUGCAGCAAGCGUUUAUCCAAUGAUUUCUCAACAAAAUUCACCAUUUAAGGGACAGUCUACACCUUAGUCAUUUUAAAAUCUUACCUUGGAUUAAGUUGCAAAUAGUCUCCUGCACCCCUUUCUAUAUCAUGCGGCAUGAAUGGUAAAAAGGUUAUUUUAAAAUGACAUAUUGUUUCUGGUUCACUUUGAAAUGGCUGCCAAGCUCCACCCACCAAUGACAUCACGAUCUGGGCAGCAUCUAGGCACUCUGCUGACUAGCAUUGACAGUCUGUUGAAUCCAACUACUGAGCCUUUUGGGAUUGGAAGCAAUAUGCAGCCAGAUCAUGAUGUCAUUCGUGGGUGGAGCUUGGCAGCCAUUUCAAACUGUCAAGAAAAAAUAUUCAUUUUAAAAUAACUUUUUUACUGUUAACUGCUGCAUGAUAUAGAAAGGGUGCAGGAGGCUAUUUGCAGCUUAAUCUAAGGCAAGACUUUAAGAUGACUAAGAUGUAGACUGUCCCUUUAAAGUCUACAUUAAUUUUUAUUGGCAGAUCAACACCUGUAUGUUUUAACCUUUGGAGGGACCAAACCUAUAAUUAGGAAUGAAAAUUUGUUUUACAAAUAAAAUGCUCUAACAAAUUAAAGAAUUCUAUUAAUACACAUGUAUGCCCCUUUAAAUGUUGCAUGAAUUUAGAAACAGAUCUUCUGUUAAAAUAUAUUCAAUAUGUUCUGGUUUCUACAUCUUUUUUUUCUAAUAGUUAUUCAUAAUUUUCUAUAUAUAAAAAAAAGUUUUGGGCGAUACUGUAUUUAAUAAAAAGAUCUUCAAAAGAA